Messenger RNA from Gallus gallus (chicken), 2931 nucleotides. It is a transcript of the gene MAB21L4, whose product is annotated as mab-21 like 4. The record is from RefSeq and is a predicted model, not a curated record. Lineage: Eukaryota; Metazoa; Chordata; Aves; Galliformes; Phasianidae. The transcript is spliced from 5 exons. Bases 445 to 2160 code for a protein of 571 amino acids.
UUGCAUUUGGUUCCCAAACGACCUUUUAUGUCAAUGAUUUGCAGACUUUUUCUGGCCGGAGUUCCUCGCUCUGUUUCGUGUUGGGGGUGUCCUUCCUGUGCGCAUCCCCCUUUUGAGUGCUGACCCUCUGCAUCCCUGCUGCUCCCAGGCAUGCACUGCGGGCUGGAACAACAGCCAACCCCGCUCCCCAUCUGCGAGUGCUCCUGAGGGCUUUCCAGGCGGAUUGCAGCAGAUGCUGCAGCACAAGCACUCCUGCUCCUUCUGCACAUCUCCAUCUCGCCCCUGGGCAGCCCCAGCUGCAGCCAUCCUCUGUGGCAGCCCACGGGUUCAUGGACCCCGUCAGCCCUCUCUGCUGCAUGCUCCUGUCUAGGAAAGCCUCUCCUAAAGGAUCCUGAGACACUUUGGGAAUGCUGAGGAUCUGGGCUCACUUCAGAGAAUCACGGAAUGGUUGGGUUGGAAGGGACCUCACAGCCCACCCAGUUCCAACUCCCUGCCGUGGGCUGUGUGCCUCCCACCGGGUCAGGCUCCCAGGGCCCCAUGCAGCCCAGCCCCGAGCACCUCCAGGGAUGGGGCAGCCCCACUUCUGUGGGCAGCAGCGUCAGGGCUGAGGUGCCGUCUCACCAGAGCCGAGUACGAGCGAUGGUUAUAUCAAGAAGCACGAGGCCAAGCGCGCUGCAGCGCGGCAGAGGCGAUGACGGCGCGGCUCCAUCUCCAGCCGCUGCCCUGCCCUUGGCUCGCCCCGGCUCUCGCCCGGGUGCCACUCCUCAGCCGGGGUUCCCCCCGCCCAGCGCCCGCUCCCUCCCCGCCCUCCCUCCCACGGAGCGCUCUGCUCGCAGCCGUGCAGCCCCAGCCAUGGCAGCGGGUGGGUGCCGCUGGCGCAGCUGCCUGGAGGUGGUCGCGUCCCGCCAGGGGCAGCGGGUGCAGCACUUCCAGCAAGCCGAGGACAUCCUGCUGACCUUGCUGGAGCACGUCCACGCCGAAGAGCCCCGCUUCCUGGUGGACUACUCCAGGAACCUGGAAGCCUUCGAGUUCGUGCUCUGCGCCUCCGAGGAUGCCGUCGUGGUGGAGGUGCCACUGCGCAUCGAUGGCGAUGCCCUGCGGGUGCGGCCGUGCCAGCCCACGGACAACGGGAGCACAGGACACGGGCAGCCGGGUGCCUGCAGCCUCGAGGUGCCCUCUGUGGUGACUGGAGUGGGGGACUGGACCAGCACGGGCAGCACGGGUGGGAUGGAGCAGGUACGGUGCCUGGCACCGGGCAAAGUCCUGCAGCGCCUGAAAGAGCUCCUUGUGUCGGCCAUCGUGCAGUGCCAGCGCCGCUCCCUCCUGCAGCCAGGUGACCUCAGAGCCGAAAAUCUGGUUGAAGAUGCCAUGGAGCUGCCCCUGCUGGUGCGCGGCGGCUGGAGGACCAUCCGCUUUGAUGUGGUCCCGGUGGUCAGGAGGCGGCAGGAGAGCCCAGGGCCGGAUGGGAGGCAGCGUGACCGCGGCUUCCCCGAGGGCACCCUCCAGAAGGCCACCGGAGAUGCUCACUUUGUCCCGGCCUCCAACCACUGCUGGAGGCCCUCUACCCACCUCCCCAUCCUGAAGCUGCUCUGGGCUGUGGACAGUCUGCAGGGACCCCGGCUGGACAGCCUGCGCCUGCUGGAGCAGCUCCGCAGCCAGGACUGGAGGGAAGAGGACGGGAGGGACGGUCUCACCUUCAACCACCUGAAGAUGGUGCUGCUGUGGAGCACAGAGCUGUUCCCCUCUCCUGAGGACUGGCAGGACCUGGAGGGCUCUGUCUACAGGCUGCUGGUGGUCCUCCUGCGCUGCCUGGCCACGCAGCGCCUGCCCCACUUCCUGCACCCGGAGCAGAACCUCUUCCAGGGGGAUCCACACCGCCUGGCAUCGCUCUACCCCAAGGUGGAGGCCUUUGCAUGGGACCCUGCACGCUUCCUCCGCUUCCACUUUGGCCUCCCAGCGCGUGCCGAUGGUGUGCAGGCAGACCCAGCCCUCCGAGCUCUCCUGCAUCUCCCUGCCAAGGAUGGGACGUACUGGGACACGGCCUAUUUUGACGUCCUGCUCAGCCAGCUGCAGGUGUACCAGAUCCAGGAUGCCACGCGCCGCUCAGCCAUGUCCUGGCUCCUCACCAAGCUCCGCAGAGACAUCCCGCUGCAGAGCUGAGUGGGACUCACUGCCACCCCUGUGCUCGCCAUGGGGUGAGGGGAACCCAGGCUGUGGGGAACCCCGGGCUUUGUUGGGAAGGGGAGAAACCUUUCUGCUCCAAAGAUUGGCAGGAACUGGCCCAGCUCUGCCUCUCUCCCUGUGCUGGGACUUUGCAGCGCUUCCCCCAGCUGCACCUUUCCUCUUGGAUCUCGGCGAGUCCAGGCAAGCUGCAGGGCUGGGGAGCAGCAUGGAGCUGUGCGGCUUUAUUCAGGAAAGGUGGCAGUGGGGAGCAGCACACGUCUGCAGCAGAUGGGUGGUGGUGACGGUGUUGGAAAGGAUGGGAGGGGAGGGGGCCUGCAGCUGGAUCCUGCCCCCACCCCUACCCCCUGAGCGCAUUGGGGCUGCUGAGCCCCGGGCCGGGCGGGGUGGGGAUCGGGGCAGUGGGGAGAGGAGGAAGGCUGUUGGCCGCCUCUGUACUGUGUCCUGCCGAUGUGCUGCUCCCUGCGGGCGGAGGAUCCCACUCACAGCCUGCUGUGCUGGCAGUGCUGCAGGGCGUCUCGCAGGGCCUGCAGCAGGAGGUCCACGUUGUCCUGGGUCGCGUUGUGGCCCAUGAGGCCGAUCCGCAGCACCUGGAGGAGAAGGGUGGGUUUCCCCUGCAGCACCCACCUUUGGGCCGUGUGUGGGGCAUACAACGAGCUGUACAUGCACACGUAUGCGCGCCCCAGUCUGUUCCUAUUUAACCCUCAUUUCCCCUCUGUCACGAUAAAGAUAUGUUAGCCUACUGAUUAA